Molecule: messenger RNA, 282 nt
Organism: Penicillium paradoxum
Lineage: Eukaryota; Fungi; Ascomycota; Eurotiomycetes; Eurotiales; Aspergillaceae
Exons: 2
Coding region: 1-282 (93 amino acids)
Source: RefSeq, a predicted model, not a curated record
AUGCUGACCCGCAGUGUCCUCGGAGGUGGCAUGGACAUUAUCUUCCAAGGCAACAUCGGCGUCGUAUUCCCCCUCAGCAAUGCCCUUCCAGGUAACAUCGGCGUCAUCUCUCUUAUCGACGCUUCUCUCCCAGCCUGCACCGACAUCGACCAUAAUGACACUUCACGACAACUCACCAUUGACUACAUCCGGUACCAAUGGCAGAGCAUUGACCAUGCCGAUGAGCAUGAUAGCGCUAAACAGAACACUCUGGGGCUUCAUUUUGAUGCUCUGGGUGCUUGA